UCGACAUUCGACUCCGUGGCAGACGAAAAAUCGCUAACAUGACAGCAGACAACAAAAAUAUAAAAAAUAUUAUUAAGCCUUAAUAACCUUAAUAAUGACAUUUGAUUUGGUUUUCUUGUGCAUAAAUUAAGUAUUCACAAUCAUAAUCUUAUCCUUAAGGCAAAAUUGCCUGUAAGAUUUUUUAAAAAUGAUUUUCUUUGGACAACCUAACCUUACAAAAUAAUGUAACCCAUAUAACCUUACAUUUUAUAUCUUCAUUUUGUAGAUUUUGUUUAAUAUUUAUAAAGUUUUCGACCAUUUUGAUUCAACUAAAUAUUUUUAGUUGAUUUUUGGAACAUUUCGCGAUUAUGGAGCUGGCAAAAUGUAUUUAUCCAUUUAUUAAAACGUCUCCUGAAAAGACUAGACCUGCCAGACUUUUCGCUACAAAAGUGCAAGAAUUGCUCAAAAUUGGAGAAAAUUGGAAGCCUGUCGUUGGAUUAGAAGUUCACGCACAAAUAUCAGCAAAAUCAAAAUUAUUUUCUGGAGCUGGGACGUCUUUCGGAAGUCCAAUAAAUUCUGCAGUCUCUUUCUUUGACGCAGCAAUUCCAGGAACAUUACCAGUUUUAAAUAAAAGAUGCGUCGAAGCUGGGAUAACAACAGCUUUAGCUCUGUCUUGCAAAAUAAACGAAGUUUCCCACUUUGACAGGAAACAUUACUUUUAUGCCGAUUUACCUGCAGGAUAUCAAAUCACUCAACAGAGAAAGCCUUUGGCAGUAGAUGGCAUUCUUCAUUUUAAUGUUUUUACUCCUGGAAUUCACAAACAGCCAUAUCCUAAGCACUCUAAAAUAAAACAGUUGCAAUUGGAACAAGACAGCGGCAGAAGUCUCCAUGACGAGGAAACCAAAAGGAGUUUAAUAGAUUUGAACCGAGCUGGCUUACCAUUAAUGGAACUUGUAUUCGAACCUGACCUUGAAGAUGGAGAAGAAGCUGCAGCCCUGGUUAAAGAACUUUGUGCCAUCCUCCUAAGACUUGGUACCUGCUCUUGCAAAAUGGAAGAAGGGGCAUUUCGGGUAGACGCCAACGUAUCUGUAAAUAGACCUGGGGAGCCUCUUGGAGUUCGAACAGAGAUAAAAAAUAUCGGAAGUGUUCGUGCAGUUGCAGCAGCUGUCAAUUUCGAAAUAGAAAGGCAGGUUUUGAUGCUUGAGGAUGGAUUGGAAGUCGUAAAUGAAACUCGAUCCUGGAAUACAGACACUAACAAAACUGUUUCUAUGAGGGAUAAAGAAGUGAAGCAAGAUUAUCGAUUUAUGCCUGAACCAAAUUUACCUCCAUUGCGUGUACAUCUCGACAGUAAUUUGGAGAACAAAUAUAAUUUAAUAGAUGUUCCUUUUUUGAAAGAACAACUGCCAGAAUUACCCGAAGAGUCGAGGCGAAAUCUCGUAGAAAAAUACGCAAUUCCUCGAGAAUUAGUCUUAGUGAUAGUGAAUGAGCCCACGCUACUCGAAAUUUUCAGUAAAGUUCUAAAUGACAGACCAAACCGAUCUGCCCUCGUCAUAGCAAAAGUUCUAGUCAACAGUUUUCUGGAAGUUAUGAACAAAAACAAAAUUAAUUUAGACAACUGUCCAAUAACGCCAGAGCAGUUUGGGGAAGCCAUUGAUCUUCUCGAAACAAGAAAAAUUAACUUGCUCGUUUUGAAAUUAGUCUUUGAGGAAUUGCUGGCAAAUCCACAAAGUUCGCCUGAAAAGAUCGUCGCUGAGAGAAAUUGGUACCAAAUAGUCGACGAAGAAGAAUUGACAAAAAUAUGUCAAAAAAUACUCGAAGAAAAUGCCGAUGCUGCAAGAAAAUACAAACUUGGUAAAAAACAGAUUUUCAACUUUUUUAAAAAAGCGAUCGUCAAGUCCACGGAUCAACGAGCAGACAUGAAAAAGGCCGUAGAAAUACUCAAGAAACUUCUACAAUAAUCUUAAUUUGCGUGUAAUUGUAAUAUUUUUUCCCUAUUAAAAAUGAAGUCCGAUAAAAA
Molecule: messenger RNA, 1996 nt
Organism: Belonocnema kinseyi
Lineage: Eukaryota; Metazoa; Arthropoda; Insecta; Hymenoptera; Cynipidae
Gene: GatB
Product: glutamyl-tRNA(Gln) amidotransferase subunit B, mitochondrial
Exons: 10
Coding region: 348-1937 (529 amino acids)
Biological process (GO): glutaminyl-tRNAGln biosynthesis via transamidation; mitochondrial translation
Molecular function (GO): glutaminyl-tRNA synthase (glutamine-hydrolyzing) activity
Source: RefSeq, a predicted model, not a curated record